CUUAUAGUGUACUCUCAAUAAGCAAGAAGUGGAUCACUGAUGAGACUUCUAUUUGUCUUAUUUGGCUUUAUCUAUGCUGUUCUUCAGGGCAAUGUACUGGAAUAUGUCAGACAGGAAUUAUGAGGGAAGCUGGAUCUGACUGGACCUACUGGAUAAAACCAUAUUUGAACACCAGAGUUGGAGCUGGUGCCGUUCAUGCAGAUGUUAAGGAAUGGCGAUCAGUCGAGAAGCAAACACAGCUGUUCACAACAUACUUGUGCCAGAGAAAAAUGGUCCUUGCAGAUGAGCCACAGCAGCACACCAGAUAUGGCCAUGAUGUCUCGGAACUGUUACUCAAGUCUAUGUGCACAAUGCACUGAAGACACUUUCUGAACCCUUUCUGGAAAAACACAUACAUGAAUAUGCUGAAAAGAAAAUCAUCCAUUUUCUGAGACAUACGCGGCCUGAAGCAUCCGUCCAACAGACAUUCAGACAUUAAUGGCACUUAAAGAUUUUACAAAUAUUUGUUAAACGACAGUAAAUAGGACAUUUUAUUCUAUCAGACCUGGUGUUUUUCUUGAGAAAAUAAAGUAGCAAAAUGUAGCAUAAUUAUUGAUGAUAUAAAAAUAACUAUUUGGCAUUAUGGAAAAUACUGAUCUGUCUGUAGGAGUAGGAUGUUCCCAACAGGGAUGCUAUUUGAAAAAAGACAUAAACAAAGAUUCUAAAAUGACUCAAAGUGUCCAUAUUUCUGGCACAGAGGACAGCGUAAGACUAGAAGAAAGAGCUGAGACAGGGGAUGUGAGGUCAUGUCCCAGUAUGGAGACAAAGACUGUGGAGUCAGGAGCUAGUCCCCCCUUACAAUGCAGUGACCAGUAUCCAGUCCAAACGUGGACAAAGACAUCCAGUUUCCCUCCCCCUGGCAAACGUUGUUUCCAAUUAGGGGUUGACUUGCUGUCAGAGGGUUUGCACAAAAAAGAACAGAAACCAAAGAAGGCGGGAAAGUAUGUUUGCCAUUAUUGUGGAAGAGCAUGUGCUAAACCCAGCGUACUGAAGAAGCACAUACGCUCUCACACUGGAGAGCGGCCAUAUCCAUGUGCUCCUUGUGGUUUUUCCUUUAAAACUAAAAGCAAUUUGUACAAACACAGAAAGUCUCACACACAUGCUGUCAAAGCAGGGCUGGCUCUGUUUUCUGAACAAGACAGCAAGAAUAUUGGUGUAGAUGAUGAACUGACAGUCGGAGAAGGGGAGAUGCAGUCUGAUGCUGAGCAGAGCACAGACACGGAUGAGGAGGUCAUAGAAGAAGACUUGACCUUGGACAGAGGCAGUUCAAUCCAAAUAAAAGACAGAGAGGAUAUUGUACAGGAAGAAUGCAGUAAACAGAAGGAACCUGUAAGGACAUACAUCCCAUGCUCCUCCAAACAGGAGCCUGUGUCAUCAUUAGGAAAAGUGUCUUUAUGGCAGUUCAGAGAACUGAUGGCACCUGCAAUUGUCGCUCAGGUGGAUCAGGAAGUUGAGUCUUCCACCGUUAAGCAACGACUUGCCCUUAGGCUUUCAGAGAAAAGGAGUCAGGAUUCAGACCAGUCUCUCUCCCUCCCCAGCUCAUACAGCAAAGGCAGCACGGACUCUGGUUACUUUUCGCGCUCUGAAAGUGCAGAACAGCAAUUCAGUCAACCAAGUGCAAGUGCCAAGUCGUACCAAGAAAUUAUGUUUGGGAAGUGUUACAGACCAAGCUCAAAACCAAGACAAUCAAUCACUGUACAAACUUGCAUGACAGACAUAAAUGAGACUACAUCAGGUCUGAAGAUUAAACUGACCAAGGACAAGGUGCCUUGGGAAGCUACAUCCUAUUUGCACAGACAUAAAAAAGACCUGGUCAGAUCAAUCAAAAUUGAAUCAGAAUCUUUUCAUGAAGAAGACUUUCAGGAGAUCCCUGAGAUAUUUCAUAGCAGUGCUGAACAUUCAGGAACCCUGUCUGAAAGUGGUUUGCUUUUACGGAGCAACUCUCUUCCCAAUCCAUCUGAUUCCAACUUGAGUGCUCCACAAGGGCUGAGAAGUAGUAAUUCUUUUGAUGAGAGGAUGACAAGUGAUGAAGUGUCCUAUCGUGGCUCAGUAAGCAUGAGAAAGCUUAUGAGACAGACUGCUUUUGAGCACUCUGCUCAUGAAGGACACACAGAUUCAGAUAAUCACACUUCUCUGGUUUGUGGCCUGAAAUCAGAGCAGAAGGUUCACAAUACAGAUGAGUCUAAAGUUGGAAUAGAAAAUUGUCAAGAAUUUGAGUCAUGUCUUAUGUUUCAAAGCCACAUGAUGGAAAAUGCCACAAGGAAACGUAGGAAAGGCAAGAAUACUAUAGAAGAAGAAGAUUUUCCAACCCAAAAUAAGCCUUUAGGCCUGUCUGAACUCUCAGGGGAGUUUGAUACAAAGUACGACAUUCAGGAGACUACAUAUAGUGACACAGAGAGGAGAGCUGGCAGCAAUGUAAUCUCUGUAAUUCAGCAUACAAACUCAUUAAGCAAGCUAAGUUCUGCAGAGAAGUCCACAGACUCUGAGCCACAUCAGUUUGACAAAAGUAUAGUUUACCAGUUAUCAGAAAAGGAGCAGAAUAAGGAAAGACACAAAACUGACCUCUUUUUUAACUCUGGAAAAAUAGAGAGGCAAAUGGGUAGCAGUACUCUGCUAUACCAGAGAUCUUACUUAACUAAACAACCAGCAUCUCAGUCUGGUAUACAGGUUCCAGAGAUAAGAGUUACUGAGGAGCCUGACAAACCAGAAAAAGUGCAAGAUGUUCAUGUUAAACCAAAGGAAAAACAUGGUGAGGAAUUUCAGUGGCCUCAGAGGAGUGAAACCUUGUCAAAAUUUCCAGUUGAAAAGUUACCUCCAAAAAAGAAACGUUUGCGAUUAGCUGAUAUAGAAUGUUCCUCUGGUGAAUCCAGCUUUGAAUCUGCUUGUACAAGUCUCUCCAGGAGUCCAAGUCAAGACAGCAACUUAUCUCACAGCUCAAGUUUCUCUCAAUCACUUGACAGAGAGGAGAAUAUUAAUGUUGCAUCCCCAGCUAAAUUGGAUGAGUUUAGUAAGCCUUUGGAGUUCCUAUCUGUGCCUGGAGGCUCACUAAGUCAUCACAGAGAGAUGAGGCGCUCUGCAUCAGAACAGGUUCCUUGCAAUUUGCCCAUGGAGUUACCAGAAUUUAGAAGCAAGUCCUUUGACUAUGGCAACCUUUCUUCCCAAGCUAGUUCUAUGCAAGGUGAUACCUGUUUGAGUGCAUGGGGAUUAAAAGAGCGGAGAAGAGGCUACUUGGUUAGACAGGCAUCUCUGAGUGCCGAUACAGAGAUUUUAACACAUGACAAAUCUUUUGAUCUGAAUGUUACUCAAGGUAGCUCACAUCGAGCUGAAAUAAACAGAAGAGUAUCUUCACCAGACAGACAGCUUUUGUUGGAAGGAUGCUCUACUGGCAUUGAGAAAAUGAGGUAUUCUUUGACACAUGGAAUUGUCUGUCCACAGCAAGUAAUUUCAGCAGAGCAAAUCCCAUGUCAUAAACAAUCUCUGCAUCCCCAGACCUUGCAGUUGCGUGACUUUCAUGGCAUAAAGCAUAAAAUAAAGAAAGAAUUGGAAGAUUCAGAUUUAACAGAGUGUCCUAGAGUUGCUGUGACAGAUCUACCAAAAGAUCAUCCAGAGAGUGUAAAUAAUGUUCUGUCAACAAUAGCAGUUCUUUCACAAGCUCAGCCUGCUUUAACCAGUCAGAACUUGGGUAGUUUGCUGGUUCCUGUCAGAAUUCAGAUGCAAGUGCCAUGUUAUGGAAAAAUCACAUACACAAGUAUAUCUCAUAUUCUAGAUUCCCAGAAUAUCACAAACUUUGGAAGUAAUAAUGUCACGUCUCAGGGUCAACUUGUAAGUGUACCAGUACAGCAUAGGGUAGGUUAUAAUCUACCUCAGAUGCCAGGACACCAAACCCCACUGCUGGACAACCCUCAGUUAUCACCUGCAAAGCUUAAAACGGGCAUACCCCUAUCCUUGACCUCCAGAACCAUUUCAACCACAGAGGCUCCCAGUGGUGGAGCAAACAAGCGUAUGCUUUCCCCUGCAAGCAGCGUUGAGCUGUUUAUUGAAGCAACACAGCAAAAACGUGCCAAAGAUGAGAAGAUGUAUGGGCAAAUUGUGGAAGAACUUAGUGCUGUAGAAUUAGGACAUCCUGGUAGUGAAAAAGAGAAAUUCAAGAAAGAGAACAGGUCGACAAUUAUCCAAGAGUCAUCUGUGACUGUUGAGGAGAUAGAUGUGGAUGACCCCAAUAUAGAGCUAUGCCAUAAAGCAUUGUUACCAUUGUCUAGCAGUGUUCGUCAAGUAGAAGAUAUAUUAAAAACUUUGCCAAUGCCAGUACACAUUACAACCAGUCAAGGUUACUCCAUUGCUACCAGAGAUGUUGCUAGUGCUUGGAUAUUGUCUCAGUUUCCAAGUCUUCACACUACAACAUGUGUAAGCUGGUGUUAUCUAAACUCUGCCAAGCCAAACUGCACCCAAAUGACUCCUCAUUUCUCCGUUUAUGCCUCUUGGUUCGUGAGAUGCCACAAUCCCAAUCCUCCCAAUCUCAGCACAGGAAUGGUUCUUUCUCUUCUCCGGUCCAAACAGAAGCCACAAAACACCAUAUACACGCUUGCAGACAUGUAUGAGCCUGGAAAACGUGUUACUACAACAUGGUGGAGUCAGAAGCAGGAGCAGGUGUCUGUGGAGAGUAGCAUGGAUAACAUAAGAUAUGGCACAAGAGUAAAAGAUUUUAGACAAAAAAGCAAAUCUAUACAUGAGGAUAGCAAAGACACAGAGGCAUCCUUAAGGCAAACAGAACCUGUUCGAGUAAAGAUUUUUGAAGGAGGGUACAAAUCAAAUGAGGACUACGUGUACGUUAGGGGCCGUGGCCGAGGGAAAUAUAUAUGUGAAGAGUGCGGUAUUCGUUGCAAGAAACCUAGCAUGCUCAAGAAGCACAUACGUACCCACACAGAUGUGAGGCCAUAUGUAUGCAAGUGCUGCAACUUUGCCUUUAAAACAAAAGGGAAUCUCACCAAGCAUAUGAAGUCAAAAGCUCACACUAAAAAAUGUCUUGAGCUUGGGGUUUCACCCAUGGCCAUGGACAAUACAGAUGUUGCUGAUCACGAAGAUGAUGUACAGAAAUCAGCCAUCAGACUCGGAGCAGAUGCAACAAUUAAACAUCAGUUCUCAGAUCCAGAUGACUCAGAUGGCGGUGAUGAAGAUGGAGAUGAACCAGAUGAUGAAGAGGAUGAUGAAUAUGAUGGUGAUUCCACACCAAGGACACUCUCAAGGAGCACCAGCCCUCAGCAAGGCACAGUAAACAAGCCAUUUAACUCUGGCUGUUUCACCAGGAGCUUGGACACAGGCAGCAAUCCCAAGGAAAGGCUUGAGGCUGUCACUCUCUGUAAUGAGGAUGACCUGACACUAGAGCAAGCAGGCACCUCAUUUGAUCCCUGCCCACCUCAUCUGCUCUCACCUUGUUGGGAAUCCCCUCAUCAGCGAUACAUAUGUCCAAGGGGAGAUCAUUUACCACAAAGUCAUCUGUCUCCAGGAAGAGAUACAUCCCCCUUGAGGGCUAUAUCGCCAAGAAGUGAUCUCAGCAUCAGAGGAGAUCUCUCACCCAUUCACCAGCUCUCACCUGUUAGACCUGUGUCACCAAGGACAGACUUGUCCAGGAAUCGAGCACACUCUCCCCAUGGUCGACACAGGGGCAUGCCGAGGGCUGCAUCCCCACGCAAGAGCUCUUAUCAGCACAGAGCCUACUUGGAUCAGGGCAGGGGCCUGAGAUUUGAAAUCUCUCCACUGAGACAAACUAUUGGGAUUCAACCAGAAGUGGACCAGCGAGAAGGUGUUCUUCAAAAUCUUUAUGUGAGUGACUGCCAACACAGUGGUAAUGAUGCAUCCACUCAGCCUCAGCGAGACAUAUUCAGCCACUUGCCUUUGCACUCUCAAUGGCAGGUGCCCACUCCCAUCCCAAUGGUCCCUAUUGGUGGGCUAAGAAUGCCCUCUGUAUUACCCGGUGCUGUUUUGGACAGACACUCUCAGUCUCUGCCACAGGGAGACAUAUUGGAGAGGGCUCAUUUCAGCCAGUCGCCAUUUCCUGUUCCAGGUCGUGGAGUGAACAAUCCAUUGUCCCAGCAGAAAGACAAGCCAGCCUCUUGCACCAGUCUUGUCAGCAAGGACAAGAAGCAAGAGGAAAGUGUUCACAUCUGUGCAGAGGCUAUUGCCUCCCUCCGGAUUACUUCAGAGGAUAUCACUUACAAUCCUCCAGGAAGUUGAUUCUAACAGCUUUGUGCAUAACAUUAAAGCUAACAAAACAUCAAGCUAACAUAAAGCUCAGCUGAUACUGAGAAGCUGUUGUUAAGGUGCAAUAUGUGGCAAAAAAAUGAAUGAUGAGUAUAUGCACAUGAUAUUGCAAACAGAUGCACAACAAACAUUUUAGUCAGACUGCCAUAUCGGUCUCACAUUUCCAUGAACUUCAUUUUGUUUGUCUCAGUAUAUAAGCCCGUGCAAAACAUUCAUAUGCAGUACAUAAAUCAAAUCAUGAGUUAAGUAUUUUAUUUGAACUGCAAAACCUGCAUUUUGUAAACUAUUUCUAUUUUUUCAGCAACUAAAAAUUAAAAAGUUACUUUCCAGAUCUAGUGCAUUAAACUGCAUUGCUCAUGAUUAUCGUAUAUCAUCCCCAUCUGAUCAGCUUGUGCCUUUUAGAAUUGUUUGCCUAUGCCUCAGUGAGACCGAAUUGUUGGAUGUUUUGUUAAUGCAGUGAAUAUAGUGUUGAAUCAGAUUGAUCUGAGGUACUGUUGAUGCUUUUGAAAUUGCACUUAAUCUUACAGUUUGAAUAGUGAGUUCAGCAGUGCUAUGAUAUUGCUUGGUAUGUAGUUGUUGUUUGCUAGUACAACAUUAAACUGUAAUUACAUUCUGUGAAUUUUGAAUGUGAAUGAUGGAUAUUUCUUUUUAUUUAUACCUUUAGCUAUUCUGAAGGUUGUGCACAUUUUCCCUUUGUUUAAUCUUUAUACUUUCAGCACUUAUGCAACAAUGUGACAUCUCUAGAUGUUGUUAAUGUAGUUUAUCUUAUGACAACAUACUAUUGCUAUAAUAACCUAAAGUAAUUAGCAAAUGUUAUGUAUUUAGCUGAUUAUGUAAAGCACUUUGUACUGAACUAAUUGAUGCGGUGCAGAUAAUAAUUGGACUAGUUGGAGUUGGUGUAUGAUUGAUUUAAUCAAAUGGCACAACAUUCCACCUACUGUUAAGUCAAUUACAUGCACAUAAGGGUGCACUUGGUGUUGGGUAGUAAAGGAUUACAUAUAAAUUAGAUAAUGUAUUCAGGUUAUCAAAAUAAUUAAUUACUUUUGAACUAGAUUAUAUAUUCAGGUUAUGAAAAAUAAAUUUUUACAAUCAGUCAAAAAUGCAUUUUAAAAUUUUUUCAUUUGAUUAUAGGUAACCUUUCUAAGAAUUACAUGGUUAUGCUUUGACUCCUGACAGCAUAUACUGAAAUAACAAUCAGCCAUAAAUUCAUGAAUAUUAAUACUUAUGUUUACUUUUUUUUUUUGCAAAUAUUCACUCAUUAGGUGAAUAUCCAUGUGUAUGUGUGUUACCAACUAAUUUAAGUACAGCUAUUUUGGUUAAUAUUUUUGUAAACAUAUUCUAAUACAAAAAUCAUUAAUUAAACCUGUGUAACUAAACUGAGAAUAACACAUUUGGAUUCUUCUUUUUGAGCAAUCUAAAAGAUUUUUGGUAAUAUAAUAGGAUUAGUGCCUGAUUACAUUUUCUAAGUAAUCUUCCCCAACACUCACACACACACACACACACACACACACACACACACACACACACACACACACACACACACACACACACACACACACACAAAACAAUCAUGUACUGUAAUUAUUUAUUUUCUAGUGUGUCCUGUUUGAAUAACCAGAAUAACCAGAUGUCUUGACAGGUUUCUCUUGCCAUCUGAUGAGUUGAGCCGUGUGUCUGUUGGAUUAUGUUUAACUGUAGGUGAAGUUGUUAUUAAGUGUUUCAAAGGGAAGUAUUAUCAGUAUCUUGCAUUAGGUAUACAGAGGAAAUAUAAAAUAGCAUGAUAAAGUAUUUUGGGACAAGAUCAAAGUAAAGUUCCAUAUCUGUGUUCAGACUAUAGACUAUAGUUGGAUUUUAUAUUCACUGUUUGAGUGUUAUAUGAGGGGUGUUUCAUGUCAUGUUUACAUUAUAAUUGAUAGAGUAUCUUAUUUCAGUUGGUUUAAAUCUAUUUAUUGCAUUUGAUAUAUCACAAAAAUCAUAUAUAUCUUACAUGAUCAUCAUUCACAAAUACUCAGAAAUAUUUAUUGCCCAUAAAGGCAGCUGAUUUCUCUGUGAUACUAAUUUUGGUUCUUUUUUUGAUUACAAGAUGUCCUUUAGGAACUGAAGAGGUAUAUUAAAGCUUAAAUGAUAAGCAUUUGUCAGCAAUGUUCUUACCUCAAAUUACCUACAAAUAAAGUUUAAUAAAGAAAACCAAACAACA
This is a messenger RNA of Electrophorus electricus (electric eel), 8494 nucleotides long. RefSeq names its product HIVEP zinc finger 2b (gene hivep2b). Gene Ontology annotation, biological process: regulation of transcription by RNA polymerase II. Gene Ontology annotation, cellular component: nucleus. NCBI's taxonomy places the organism in Eukaryota, Metazoa, Chordata, Actinopteri, Gymnotiformes, Gymnotidae. The record is from RefSeq and is a predicted model, not a curated record. Gene Ontology annotation, molecular function: DNA-binding transcription factor activity, RNA polymerase II-specific; RNA polymerase II cis-regulatory region sequence-specific DNA binding.